Molecule: messenger RNA, 3387 nt
Organism: Trichomonas vaginalis G3
Lineage: Eukaryota; Parabasalia; Trichomonadida; Trichomonadidae
Product: bifunctional inhibitor/lipid-transfer protein/seed storage 2s albumin superfamily protein family
Exons: 1
Coding region: 1-3387 (1128 amino acids)
Source: RefSeq, a predicted model, not a curated record
AUGUUUUAUUAUCCUGCCGAAUUAGAAUUCGAUUCUGAGGAAUGCUAUAGACAGAUUAAAGUUAGUGUAACAUGUGCAAAUAAAAAUAAAGUUACAGCUGCCAGAAUUGAAUUCUGGAGGGAUGAUCCUGUUGUUACACAGGCAAAAAGACUCUUUUCUGAUGCCACAUGGUCAGAUUUUUCAGCAGAGUUUCAAGAUCCCGCAAAAGUUCAAGAAUUUAUCAGUAAUGUCAAUAAUCAUCCAUGUCCAUAUAUCUUUUCAGAAUUUAUGACAGCUGUAAAUGAGAUUCUUGCAGAUCCAGAAGGCAUCAAGAACUCUGUUCAAACAAUCGAAUGCCGUCCAACAAUGGGAGCAUAUUUCAACUUCGAUCAUAACACUAACCAACCAACAGGAAAAUAUAUGAUUACUGGCGAACGCAUUAUUGUUUACUGCGAAAAUUAUGGAAGGAAAUCAAAUUCUAAGUUAGUUUUUUCAAAGAAUGCACAAGAUGGCGAUAACAUGAUGCAGUAUGUUGAUCUUCCUCAAGGAAAGACAAAUACAUCAGCUACAUAUACUUGGGGUGGCCUUUAUGCACCAAUGUUAUGGAAUUGCUAUUCAAAUGAAGAUUUCCCACCACCAAAAUGCAGAAUCAGUGGUGGUCAUGAACUUUUAAGUUUCAAAUUGGGAGAUAAUGCAACUCUUUUCGAAGAAAGACUAGAGAAUUAUCUUAAAGAUCCAAACUAUCUAAGCAAUACAUUGUCAAAUGAUGUUCAAGGCAAAUUAAUGAAUGUUGCAGAAGUUUCUGGACCAAAUUUCGUUAUGCAUACGACAGCUGGCGCUUGUUUAACUGGUAUUAGAUGGGGUAAAAAUGCAGGAUUGGAUCUUAAUGUUGCAAUGGCACAAUGGAAUGAAAUCCGCGAUUUAUAUCUUGAGUAUUUGGGAUAUGUUGAUGAUGAUCCAAAUCCAGUUCAUAAAAAACAAUACGGAACUAGAGUUGUAAGUAAAAUAGGCAAAACAGGUGCAUAUGCAUAUAAGACAGGAAAUCACAUCUUUUAUAAUCAGGAUUAUUUCGGUGCCGCAGCUUGCAAUGCGCAAUUCAUCAGAGCUAGUGGUGAUAACUGGGGAGCUUGGCAUGAAAAUGGUCAUGCUUAUGAUUUCGGUCCAACAGAAGAAGCCGAAUUAACAAACAACAUGUUCCCAUUAAUGAUGCAAAGACGUUAUAACCUUACAUCCCGUUUGGAAUCUGAAAGUAGAUGGAAUAAUGUUCUCAAUUAUUUGAACUAUGGUCAAGCAUGGGGUGGUGAGAAUUGGUACGGUUUAGGUAUUCUUAGACAAUUGGAAAUUUUUGCUGGUAAACACAGCUUUGCUCAAUUUUGCAGGCUUAUCAGAGAACAUGAUUACAGUGGCGUUUCAAGGAGAGAGAAAUUCGUUAUUGGAUUUUCAAAGCUUGUUGGCCAGAAUUUAGCUAUUCCAUUAAAUAAGACAAAGUUAUAUAAAUGCUAUGCAAAUUGCAUGACGUAUGUUCAAGAUUUGCCACCAUGCGAUGUUCAUAUUGAAUACCUUAUGGAUAGAAAUGAUUAUGACAGAAAAGAUUUCCCACCUACUGCAAUUCCAAAGGUAUUGGCUACAUACAUUUUAGAUGAUGGACGUUUAAGAAUGAUAGUUGAUUUCGAAAAUGGCGGCAGUUGGAAGAAUAUGGCAGGAGUUGAAGUCCGUGAUGAAGAUGAGAACUUCAUUUGGUUCUGGCAUACAGUCGAUCUUUAUAUACCUGCUAAUCAAUGGGAACCAGGAAAAACAUUUAAGAUUAGAGGCUUCGGUUUAAAUAUGAACAUGACACAACCAAUUACAUACUCAGUUCCUUCCGGCUAUCAUAGAAGUGCCUUCGAAUUUACUGCCGAACUCUUCCCAUCAAAAGCAAAAGUUUCCUCACAAGCAAAUUCAGCUCUUUCUGGAAUGUUAGAUGAUGAUGAUUCAACAUGCUUAUACACUGAUCCUUUUGAACCAAAAGAAUUAACUGGAUUAAUAGUUGAUGUCGGAAUGCCUCGUGAUUUAUUCGGAAUUAGAUGGGCACAAACAAGAAGUGAUUUCGGAAAAACAAAGCAUUUCACAAUUCAUACAUCUCUUGAUAAAGAAGAGUGGACUGAAUUAUAUGCUUAUCAUAGUAACUUGACUUUCUUAUAUAAUGACAAUGCUGGUUAUUAUCUCCUUUUCCCACAUGUUGUAACAGCCCGGUACGUUAAAAUCACUCAGUAUGAUGAGAAGAAAAGAACUUCAUCCAUCAACUUAUGCCAAUUCCAUUUCCUUGAAAGAGACUUUGAUCCAACACCUGUAGCUACAAUGGAAACAACUCCAUUUGAAACUGCUUAUGAAACACCAGGAGAAACAGCCCAUUUAACACCAUAUGAAACAGUCUAUCAAACAAUGCAUCAAACUGCUCAUGAAACACCAUAUGAAACACCAUAUGGAUCGCCAUUUAUUACAGAAGAAGCAACAGUUUAUCAAACUCCAUAUAUGACAGAGGCAGAAACAGCAUAUAAAACACCAUUUGUAACAGUUUAUCAAACACCUUAUCUCACUGAAUAUGAAACUUUUGCUCAAACACCACAUAAUACAGCUUUCGAAACUCCUUAUAUAACAGAACAACAAACAGCUGGUGAAACUCCAUUUGAAACUGCAUUCCAAACUCCAGGAAUUUCUAAAUUCCAAACUGCAGCCGAAACACCAUUUAAUACGGUUAUCGAAACACCUCAUAUAACAGACUUUGCAACAGCUGCUGAGACUCCAUUUGAAUCUGCAUUCGUAACACCAUUUAUAACACCAUUUAUUACUGAAUUCCAAACUGCUGCUGAAACAGCUGUUGAAACUGUUUUCGAAACACCAUUUAGUUCUGCAUUCGAAACACCUUAUGAAACACAAUUUAUUACUGCUUUUGAAACUCCUCAUGAUACACCAUUUAGUUCUGCAUUUGAAACACCAUAUGACACACCAUUUAGUUCUGCAUUUGAAACACCAUAUGAUACACCAUUUAGUUCUGCAUUUGAGACAGCCGUUGAAACAGUUUCAUUUACACCAAAAGAAACCAUGACACAAGCACCAAUACCAGUAAUACAAACAGAUGAACCUUCUAUUAGCACAAGUCUUGAUAACGAAAAUAAUACCUCAGAUAAUUCACUUGAUAAGAAAGACAGCAAAUUACAAGCUGCAAAGAUUCCUAUAAUUAUUGGUAUUGUAGCUGGUGUAAUUGCUUUAGUUGUAAUAGAUGUAGUUAUUGGCGUAAUUUAUCACAAGAAAUCGCCCCAUCGUAACUAUCAAGAAGAAAAAUCUCAAGAUUUUGACGAACCAGGAAGUAUUGUAGAUGACCAACCACCAGCAAAUAUCCAGGAUAGUAUUGAAGAGUUGUUUAUAUAA